This is a messenger RNA of Lodderomyces pseudojiufengensis, 582 nucleotides long. RefSeq lists its product as uncharacterized. The transcript has a single exon. Gene Ontology annotation, cellular component: endoplasmic reticulum. The record is from RefSeq and is a predicted model, not a curated record. Gene Ontology annotation, biological process: sphingoid catabolic process. Lineage: Eukaryota; Fungi; Ascomycota; Pichiomycetes; Serinales; Debaryomycetaceae. The coding region runs from base 1 to 582 and encodes 193 amino acids.
AUGGCUGGAUUAUUAGAUUUGAAAAAUCAUUUAAUAUUUUAUAGAUCAUAUCAUUUCAAUAAUACAAAUGUAACAAUUCAUUUAAUAUGUAUUCCAAUAAUUUUAUUAACAGCAAUAAGUAUGUUAACUCCUGUGAAAUUAUCUUUCAUAAGUUUAAAUCCACUUUUCAAUUUAGGUAGCCUAAUAGCUUGGAUUUAUGGAAUUUAUUAUAUUGCAUUAGAUUUCAAAGUUGGAGGUAUAACAGCUUCAAUUUUAACAAUUUUUAGUUAUUUUAUAACUCAAGUUUAUAAUCAAUUAUCUUUUGCAGGUCAAGAUAAUUUUUUAAAAAUUGUUAUAGGAUUACAUUUAAUAAGUUGGAUUGCACAAUUUUAUGGUCAUGGAAUACAUGAAAAAAGAUCACCUGCUUUAUUAGAUAACUUAUUAGGUGCUUUAGUAUUAGCUCCAUUUUUUGUUUCAUUUGAAAUUGCUUUUUGGUUUGGUUAUAAAUUAGAUUUGAAGAAGUCCAUGGAUAAUGAAGCUGGAAAAAAUAUAAGAGAUUUUAAAGCAAAAGAAAAAGCUAGAAAGAAAGCAAAACUUCAGUAA